ACUAUUUAUUUUAUCUCCUCUUUCAUAUGAUACUCUUAUUCACUGUAAUUUACUAUUCAACCUCCGUUUAUUUACUCAUUAUUACCUUAAUUAUAUUCACAUAUUAUCCAUUACCCACUAAAAUAACCUAUAACCCAUCAAUCCGGGCAUAUACCAAUAUCAACCAUAAUAUAACACCCAGUCUGCUGUGAUGAUUCUAAAAUACAACACUUAAAAAACUAACGACGAAGAUAACAAAAUAUAUCAUAAGAUAACCAAACAUAGAAACGAACACAAUAACAAAAAGCUCAGCUAUGGCCGUUGUUGUUGAUUGUCAAGUUGGAGAAACUCCUGAGAUUCUUUUUGAAAGCCUCAAUGAUUCUGUCGGAUGGGAAAUGAAUGAAUCGAUCGAUGACAUAUUUGUCUUUACACUGGAACUAACUAAAAAAGCAGGAAAGAUGGUAAGAAGGGCUUUCAACAAGAGGAAAUGCAUCAACACAAAACAGACCGGACAAGAUCUUGUUACCGAAACUGAUGAAGCCGUUGAACGAAUGCUAAUAUCAACACUGAAAACUCGUUUUCCGACACAUCGUUUCAUUGGAGAGGAAUCCAUUGCUGGUGGCAAGAAAUGUGAACUCACUGAAAGACCUACCUGGAUAAUAGACCCGAUUGAUGGAACAAACAACUUCAUUGUAAUGGGUAUAGUCUACAACCCAAUCCAAGAGAAACUUUAUUCUGCUAAGAAAGGCCAAGGUGCAUAUUGUAACAGUGAAGAAAUAUCAGUAUCAGGACAAACAGAACUUAAAAAAGCUUUGGUGUUUUCAGAAUUCGGUAGCCAUCGUGAACCAAAAAAGCUUGAAAUUAAAUUUGGUAACAUGUACAAUAUUAUUAUGAAGAGUCACGGAAUACGGGCCCAGGGCUCAGCGGCUUUAGAUUUGUGUGGUGUUGCUUGUGGCCAGGCCGAUGCUUUUGUUGAAUAUGGAAUUCACGUAUGGGACAUCGCAGCUGGUAUACUGAUAGCAACUGAAGCCGGGGCCACAGUGAUGGACCCUAAUAAUGGAGGAAAACUGGAUAUGAUGAAUCGGCGUAUUUUAUGUGCUUCUUCCCGAAGUUUGGCUCAUCAACUAAGAAGCCAAAUUAAAUCUCAAGAAUUCAUACCCGAUUAACAAUUUUCACCUUCCGUCCACAAAUGAACACUUUUUUUUAGCGUUCACUAUUUUAGUGUUUAAUCGUGAAUGAAAGACGAAAAACUGUUCUUUUUUUUUUCUUUUUCAUUGAAAAAAAACAAAUGUUAAAAUAUUAUUAUUGUUAUUAUUGAAAAAAAAAAUUACAAAAUAAAGACAGAAAAAAUACAAUCAAAAAUAAAGAAAUCACAUUAAAAAAU
Octopus bimaculoides (California two-spot octopus) is the source of this 1363-nucleotide messenger RNA. Its product is annotated as inositol monophosphatase 1. Gene Ontology annotation, biological process: phosphatidylinositol phosphate biosynthetic process; signal transduction; inositol metabolic process. NCBI's taxonomy places the organism in Eukaryota, Metazoa, Mollusca, Cephalopoda, Octopoda, Octopodidae. The record is from RefSeq and is a predicted model, not a curated record. Gene Ontology annotation, molecular function: inositol monophosphate 1-phosphatase activity.